CUGGGGCUUGGUCUUGAAGUUUUCAGAUGCAUCUGUAGAUGAAUCAUAACAGCAUCAAGAUGUCGGGACGAUCAGGCCGUGCAGAGACCCGAAGUCGGGCUAAAGAUGACAUUAAAAAGGUCCUGGCAGCCAUCGAGAAGGUGCGCAAAUGGGAGAAGAAAUGGGUGACAGUCGGAGACACAUCUUUACGUAUAUUCAAGUGGGUGCCAGUAACAGAAACAAAGCAGAUAUAUAGGACCAAAUCUACAGGUGGAGAUGCUCGAGGACUGAAAGAUGUGGUCCUGGAAAAUACCAACUCUUUACUGGAUUUCACUGAUGAAAACAGCAACCAGAGCUUUUUGUCGGACGUUUACCAGCCUAAAAUGGAUAACAGCAGCAGCACUUCCAGCUCGCAGCAGGUCAGCCCUCCACACACCUCCAGCCUCCGAACUGAAGACUCUCAGCCACCCAUGCUGGGCCAGGAGAGUGUAGAUGAGCCAGUACAUUCAGGACAGGAGGGGGCUGAUGAGCCUCCCACUCUCAUCAAGGAAGACCUUCUUUCAUCAGGAGCCAUCAGACGGAAGACCCCAGACACACAGGAGGAAUUGGAUGAAACAGGAGCACCCCCUUUAAAGAAGAUAUGCACAGGAGAAAAUACUGUUCUGAGAUAGCUCAUUUAGAAUAAUGUUGUCAAAAUGCACAUGAUACCUUUCCUCUGUCAGAUUAGCCACGCCUUCUAAAUGAUUCUAAAAUUCUCUUGACAUAUUUUCCGCAAAUAUUACAUUCAAUCAAAUGAAAAAAAAGAUUUCCUGCGAAAUCCUUGUUUACUUUUAAAGGUCUCUAAAGUAUGCCGUUUUCAAUAAUUUCAGAAAUGAAUGGAGACGAUUUUCCGAACUUUGUGUGGCAAGUGACUGCCACUGAAAGCAUAUGUUUUAAAAUUCUUAAUUCACAUGCUUUUGUGGCAACUAACUCUUUUCUCAGUUUCUCUUUAUGCAGCUGAACCUCACUUUUGCAUGUUUCAAAUUCAUAUUGCUUUGUUGUUUAGGUUUACAUGCCAUUUUGAAAAUGUAUUAAAUGUGUAGCUUUAGAUUGAUGUUUAGAUGUGCCAUUUUGUAUUAAAUACAACAUCCUUUCUUAAACGGAUAUUUGUUGGCUUAAAACAUGCAAGAAAAAUGCUUUCUUAAUAUUUAUGAUAUAAUUUGCCCAUGUUUAUAACUGAAGCAGUUGUAAACCAUAAUAAAUGCUACUUUCCAAUGAA
Gymnodraco acuticeps is the source of this 1237-nucleotide messenger RNA. RefSeq names its product BAF chromatin remodeling complex subunit BCL7B b (gene bcl7bb). The transcript is spliced from 6 exons. The record is from RefSeq and is a predicted model, not a curated record. Bases 39 to 650 code for a protein of 203 amino acids. NCBI's taxonomy places the organism in Eukaryota, Metazoa, Chordata, Actinopteri, Perciformes, Bathydraconidae.